GAUUUAAUGUCUGAUCUUCUCAAGGAACUAUUGCUAAAGUGAUCGACGUUGCCUUCCUGCUCUUGACUAGCAAAUCUCGGGUGAUGAGAUAUCCCCAAUACAUCUGUGACGUGCGAAAAUCGCAAGUUGCUCUAAAUGCGUGCCUUGCCUUUGAGAAGGUAUUGGCAGCGAAGCAGAGCAACUAUCAGCCUGUUGUGAAGUGGCUCCGUAAUGAAGCUGAUAGGCUUGCCUCGGGCCAAAAAUACGAGCUUCUGCGAGUUUCAUGAGCUAGGCGAAUAGUAACUUCAGAUGAAAUGGC
Molecule: messenger RNA, 298 nt
Organism: Fusarium oxysporum Fo47
Lineage: Eukaryota; Fungi; Ascomycota; Sordariomycetes; Hypocreales; Nectriaceae
Exons: 2
Coding region: 84-266 (60 amino acids)
Source: RefSeq, a predicted model, not a curated record